AUGGCGACCUUCGCAGUGAUGAAGCCCACAGGCGCGACACGCACCCCUGAGCCCAAGCGCCGCCUGCAGACCACGAACGUUGUCGAUCGAAUACCGCCACCCCAGAGCGUGCGUCUCUGCAAGAAGAUCCUCGACGCAAUCGAGGAGGGCAAUCUAGAUGAUAGUCCAAAGCAGAAGUGUAUGUUACUCCGGACAGAAAUGAGAGCUCAUAACAUUCACGAUCGCGAACCAACCGCUUCCUACCUUGUCGAGAAGGCCCUGGGCCCAAACCCGGAGGCAAACAUCCGACUUACAGGUAUGGUGAUGCAAGAUAAGACCAUGACCCGUCAAACUGGCAUCUCCUCGGCGAGAUCCAUCCGACACUGCUACGACCCCUUCCACACCAAUGCCCUUGACCAGUUGACUGCUGACCUGAGCAUACUCGCGCCCCGUGAAGCUGAGGGCUACCUCCGCUUGGCAAAGGUUUUGCGCCUGCUGAUCAAGGCGAGGCUCGCUGUGUCCACAUACCAGCAAGGCAUCCACAUAAUCUCCCAG
This is a messenger RNA of Anthostomella pinea, 534 nucleotides long. Lineage: Eukaryota; Fungi; Ascomycota; Sordariomycetes; Xylariales; Xylariaceae. The record is from the annotation of a GenBank genome assembly.